AACAUUAGUUAUCACUGAGCAAUCAAGUCAAACGCGACAUAUCCAGCAAUCAGAGCAAACCAAAAAACAAAUCCUGCAAAUAUGAAGAACGCCGUUGCCCUUUUAUUGUGCGCCCUUUUGGGUGUGGCCUCCGCUGCCGAGUACAAGCUGCGUACCGCCGAGGAUCUGCAGAAGGUGCGCAAGGAGUGCGCCGAGAGCAACAAGGUGACUGAGGCAUUGAUUGCCAAGUACAAGACUUUCGAGUAUCCCGAUGAUGAGAUCACCCGCAACUACAUCAAGUGCAUCUUCAACAAAUUCGAUCUGUUCGAGGACACCAAGGGCUUCAAGGUUGACAAUCUGGUUGCCCAGCUGGGACAGGGACGCGAGGACAAGGCCACACUGAAGGCCGAUGUGGAGAAGUGCGCCGAUAAGAAUGAUCAGAAGUCAACUCCCAGUGCCUGGGCCUAUCGUGGCUUCAAGUGUUUCCUCAGCAAGAACCUGCCACUGGUCCAGGCUGCCAUCCAGAAGAAGAACUAAGCAGACAGGUUCCUCUAACUCUCCAUAGAGCAAAUCGCAUGCACACUCUAAGGAUCACACAUCAGACAAGGUUGAUCACUUUACUGUGUACACUGCACUUGAUUUCAAUUGAAAUAAAAAUCGUAUAAUAGCAAGAUUUCAAGUCA
This is a messenger RNA of Drosophila innubila, 662 nucleotides long. RefSeq names its product general odorant-binding protein 99a (gene Obp44a). Lineage: Eukaryota; Metazoa; Arthropoda; Insecta; Diptera; Drosophilidae. Gene Ontology annotation, biological process: sensory perception of smell. Bases 82 to 516 code for a protein of 144 amino acids. Gene Ontology annotation, molecular function: odorant binding. The transcript has 2 exons. The record is from RefSeq and is a predicted model, not a curated record.